AUGAAUGUUAUAGGAUGUAAAUGGGUUUUUAAAUCCAAGCUUUGUGCUGAUGGUUCUUUAGAACGUCUUAAGGCUCGGCUUGUGGCAAAGGGAUUCAAGCAACGCGAAGGUGUUGAUUUUCUUGAGACAUUCAGUCCAGUUGUUAAGCUUAGAUCCAUUUGUGUUUCAAGUUCUUCUAUGUUUGUUUAUCAUCGUCAUGGUCGAGUUCUCGUUUUAUUACUCUAUGUUGAUGAUAUAGUGCUCACCGAGAACGAUUUGCAUUUUCUAGACUCGUUUAUUACUGUACUCAGUUCCACCUUUGUCAUGAAAGAUCUUGGCUCUUUACACUAUUUCCUUGGUAUAGAGGUCACUUCAACGCCUCAGGGGCUGCAUCUAUCUCAGUCUAAAUAUGCCUUGGAUAUCCUUCAACGUGCUCAUAUGAUCGACAUCAAGUCUACCUCCACUCCUAUGGUGCUUCAUUCUGAUCUGAUUGUUACUACACCCUUUGCCGAUGUUACUCUAUUCCGUAGUCUUGUGGGCACUUUGCAGUAUCUAACCAUGACAAGACCACAUAUCUCUUAUGCCGUUUAUUCGGUUUGUCAACAUAUGCAUGCUCCUACCUAUGCUUAUUUUGCUAUGGUCAAGUGCAUCCUUCAGUAUGUUCGUGGCACUUUGGACCUUGGAUUACGAAUUGUUCACGAUAGUUCUCUCACCUUGUUUGCAUUUUCUGAUUUGGAUUGGGCUGGGUGUCCUGUUACACGACGGUCUACUACUGGUUUUUGUACUUUCCUUGAGUGCCAAGAAACAACCUACAGUUGCUCACUCUAG
Messenger RNA from Macadamia integrifolia, 807 nucleotides. RefSeq lists its product as uncharacterized. NCBI's taxonomy places the organism in Eukaryota, Viridiplantae, Streptophyta, Magnoliopsida, Proteales, Proteaceae. The transcript has 2 exons. Bases 1 to 807 code for a protein of 268 amino acids. The record is from RefSeq and is a predicted model, not a curated record.